Molecule: messenger RNA, 583 nt
Organism: Amorphotheca resinae ATCC 22711
Lineage: Eukaryota; Fungi; Ascomycota; Leotiomycetes; Helotiales; Amorphothecaceae
Exons: 2
Coding region: 42-239 (65 amino acids)
Source: RefSeq, a predicted model, not a curated record
CCAAAAGCAUCAUUCAGCAAAAACCCCCCCCGACUAUCACAAUGGGAGUCCUCUACUUUCUCGACGACCUUGGCAACGCCCUGCUCUGCCGCCCCAUGUCAAAAGCCCAUAAAUUCCGCUUCCUCAACUUCUUUGACGACAUGGGCAUCUUCUUCGUGUGCAAACCGAUGGGAUACAUCGAUUCCGAGUGGCCCGUCGAAGGCGUGGUCUUGAUGAUGCGGGAUCUGCUGGGGAAGUGAUACGGCAAAGGCGAUUUGGAUUUCCGCUUUCGAUUCAGGAUGUAGGGGUUAUGGACUUUCCGGGCUUCUGGUUAGCUCCCAGGAUGAGCCUCAUAAAUCGACAGUGGCUCAUCCAUGACCGUGCUAUCGAAUUGGACGGGGAAAACUAUUGUGUACGAAGAGCCCGGCAGAGGCCAGAAGCUGCGAGGAGACAUUCAGGCAAUCAUGGAAACUGUCGUGUGCGAUCAGUUCUGGCUGAGUGGUUAGGGGGGGGGAGGGGCAGUGGCUCGCUCGAUGAAUAGACUGGAAGACUGAUAUUGAAUGUUUGCGAAUUCUGUAUUGUAUUAUGUGUAAUGGAAUUGGCU